CUGCAUGUAGAGUGGACAACAUUGGAAUAGGUGUGCCAUUUUAAACUGGUAUAUAUAAGAAUUGCCGAACCGUUCAACAGUUUGAUUCUUGUGAUAAAGUGUCCUGACAGGAACAUCUUGAUAUCGCAGAAAAAAUGAAGUGGAUUUGUUUGAUAGUGAUUCUUUUCUCCAACGUCUACGGCAUCAUAAGCCAAAGAUUUGGACCAGCUUCCAUACUUCAGGACAGUAGAUUGGAACCUAAAGUAGAUGGUACUUUCGGGUUCCUCUACCGGACGGAAGAUGGCAUCACCAGUGCAGCUAGGGGAAACCCAGAUGGUAAAAUUCAGGGACGUUUCACCUACACUGAUCCUACAGGUUUGAAGGUGAACUUCAAUUACAAUGCAGGAUCUAGAAGAGCACCAGGUUACAUUACAGACGGUCCAGAAGACGAUGGCACCUACGACCCAAGAAAAUACGAAACGCCUGAUCAAAACCUUGCUCCUCAACCUACCUACCAAAAUCAACCGGCAGCUCCAAGAAAAUACAGCUCUCAAUACAGCGUAGCAGAAGAAGAACCUCAGAGGGCCUACAAUGCACCACCACCAGCUGUCUCAGCAGAUAUCUACCAGCAGAGAAGAUCAAGACCUCCUCCACAGUACAACGACCUUCAAGAUCAACCUAGAGCUCGGUAUAAUCCAAGAUAUUGAGUAGUGUUAUAGAGUCUCAGUUAUAAUUCAUUGUUAAGUUAGUGGUAAUUAAUUAAAUAUAUGUCAAAAUA
This is a messenger RNA of Harmonia axyridis, 757 nucleotides long. RefSeq lists its product as uncharacterized. The coding region runs from base 135 to 686 and encodes 183 amino acids. The transcript is spliced from 3 exons. The record is from RefSeq and is a predicted model, not a curated record. NCBI's taxonomy places the organism in Eukaryota, Metazoa, Arthropoda, Insecta, Coleoptera, Coccinellidae.